Chinchilla lanigera (long-tailed chinchilla) is the source of this 2172-nucleotide messenger RNA. Its product is annotated as ATP-binding cassette sub-family G member 2-like. Gene Ontology annotation, cellular component: plasma membrane. Gene Ontology annotation, molecular function: ATP hydrolysis activity; ATP binding; ABC-type transporter activity. The record is from RefSeq and is a predicted model, not a curated record. The coding region runs from base 40 to 2100 and encodes 686 amino acids. NCBI's taxonomy places the organism in Eukaryota, Metazoa, Chordata, Mammalia, Rodentia, Chinchillidae. The transcript has 17 exons.
AGUUCUUUUUGGAGGCUCAGAAAAGCAGCAAGUCUCAGGAUGUCUUCCAGUGACAGCCAGAUUUCUAUAUCAAUGUCAGAAGAACAGUGUAUGACCUCCAGUGAUCUGAAUACAUGUACUGAAGGGCCUGUGUUAAGUUUCCAUAACAUUUACUAUCAAGUGAAAGUGAAGCAUGGCUUUCUACCUUGUUGGAAAACAGAUGUGAAAGAAAUACUGUCAAAUGUCAGUGGGAUUAUGAGACCUGGCCUCAAUGCCAUUAUGGGGCCGACCGCUGGAGGCAAAUCUGUGUUGUUAGAUGUGUUAGCUGGAAGAAAAGAUCCACGUGGAUUAUCUGGAGAUGUUUUGAUAGAUGGAGAACCGCCACCUGCUGAUUUCAAAUGUAAUUCAGGUUAUGUGGUAAAAGAUGAUGUUGUGUUGAUCACGCUGACCGUGAGAGAACAUUUACAGUUCUCAGCAGCUCUUCGGCUUCCAAGAAUGUCGAAUGAGGAAAAAAAUAAGCGGAUUGAAAACAUCAUUGAAAAGCUAGGUCUGAAAAAUGUGGCAGAUUCCAAGGUUUUGUCCAAAGGAGAGAGAAAAAGGACCAGUGUGGCAGUGGAGCUGAUCACUGACCCUCGCAUCUUGUUCCUGGAUGAGCCCACGACUGGAUUAGACCCAAGCACAGCACAUGCUGUUGUUUCGCACCUGAAAGAGAUGUCUAGGCAGGGGCGAACAAUCAUCUUCUCCGUUCAUCAGCCUCAGUAUUCCAUCUUCAAGCUGUUUGAUAGCCUCACCUUAUUGUCUGCGGGAAAAGUAGUUUUCCAUGGUCCUGCACAGAAGGCUGUGGAGUACUUUGCAUCAGCAGGUUACCACUGUGAGCCCUCCAACAAUCCUGCAGACUUCUUUCUAGAUGUGAUAUGUGGAGACUCCUCUGUCAUAUUAAACAGAGAGGGACAAGACUGUAGUGACUCCUCUGUUGUAGGAUACAGGCAGGAAGAAGCCACCUUUCUUGUAGAAAACAGAAAGGAAAAAGGCUCUGAAGGACGCAGACAGGAAGAAGCCUCCUCUGUUGCAGAAAACAGAGAGGAAGAAGACUCUGAUGCUGAGGAGACUGGAGAGUUGAACAGGAGAAAUAAGUCACUUGUAGGAAGCUUAGCUGAGCUUUAUGCCAACUCCUCCCAAUACAGAGAAAUAAAUGGUGAAUUAGAUCAACUUUCGAAAGGUGGGAGGCCGAGGAGCUCAGCCUCCGAGGUUACCUAUACCACCUCCUUCUGGCAUCAGCUUGGAUGGAUUAUGAAACGUUCAUUCAAAAACUGUGUGGGUUAUCCUCGAGUCACUAUAAUUCAGCUGUUGUCAAUAAUUGGAGCAGGAGUGAUUGUGAGCUCUAUUUUUCUUGGACUAAAUAAUAAUUGCACUGGAAUCCAGAACAGAGCCUCAGUGCUCUUCACACUGACAGUCUUUCAGUGUUUCAGCAGCGUGUCAGCUGGGGAGAUCUUCAUGCUUGAGAAGAAGCUGUUCAUACACGAGUAUACCAGUGGAUACUAUGGACUGUCAUCUUAUUUCUUUGGAAAACUAUUUGCUGAGUUAAUCCCUAGGAGGUUUUUGCCAACUGUUAUAUUUACCUUUAUUCUAUAUUUUCUGUUUGGAUUGAAAGCAGGGGCAGAAGCCUUCUUCAUCAUGAUGCUUACUGUUAUCCUGGUGACUUACACAGCCAGUUCCAUGGCACUGGCCAUUGAAAUAGAACCACGUUUGGAGUAUGUGACAACAUUUUCCAUGAACCUCUAUUUUGUGUUUAUGAUGAUUUUUUUGAGUAUGUCACUGUAUUUUGAAACCAUUGCACCUGUGUUUUCAUGGUUUCAGUACUUAAGUAUUCCACAUUUUGGUUUUACGGCUUUGCAGCAUAAUGAGUUUUUGGGGCUAAACUUCUGUCUUGGACUCAAUACAACAGAACACAGUGACUGUCCCAACUAUAUAAUAUGCGCAGGCGGAGAAUUCUUGAAAAUCCAGGGCAUUGAUGUCUCACCUUGGGGACUGUGGCAGAAUCUUCUGGGUUUGACUGUAAUGAUGUUUUUCUUCCUCUUUAUUACCUUCCUAAGAUUAGCAUGUCUUGUAAAACAUUUCUAAUUUUCCCUUAAAUUUAUUAUGAGUUAUCAUCAUAUUAAAAAGAAGCUCUUCUAUUUACUUUAAAUCCAAUAA